AUGAAACUUUCUGUCGCUCUUUCUGCCAUUGCGGCCAUUGCCUCCGCAUCCUCGUUCCAGGACCCGCUGAGGUUCGUCUCCAACUCGGAGCCCACCUUGGACCAGCUGUGGGGUGAAGAGUGGCCCUUCACCGGGGUCCAGACGUUCGCCCACCUAAACCACACCAGGUGUCUGCUCAACCCGGACGAGGACUUUGACAUCGGCGUCAUUGGCGUCCCGUUCGACACGGCAACCACCUAUCGCAGUGGCGCCCGGUUCGGGCCUCGGGCGAUCCGCACAGGCUCCCAGAGACAGAACUCCAAGAGAGCUUUCAAUACCAGGGCAGGCAUCAACCCGUACCAGAACUGGGCCAAGGUGCUGGACUGCGGCGACAUCCCGGUGUCUCCGAUGGACAACAAGCUUGCGCUCGACCAGAUGACGCAGGCGUUUGAGGAACUGCUGCUCAGACGCAAGAACGCAGUCGACGGCACAGGACCACCCAAACUCGUGGCUCUGGGUGGGGACCACUCCAUUUUGCUCCCCCACCUGCGGGCCCUCCACAAGGUGUACGGAAAGGUGGCAGUUAUCCACUUCGACGCCCAUCUCGACACCUGGCUGCCGUCCAAAUACCCUUCGUUCUGGUCGAGCGACCAGUCUAAGUUCACGCACGGCUCGAUGCUCUGGAUGGCCCACGACGAAGAGCUUCUCAGCGACAACUACAACGUCCACGUUGGCCUGCGCACAAGAAUCAGCGGAACAGACUGGGAGGAUUACCAGGACGAUGACGACCAGGGCUGGGCAAGAUUCAGCGCAGACGAUGUCUGGAUCAACGGGGUGUCUGGUCUCAACAAGAUCAUCGACACAAUCAACUCCAGAAUCCCCAAGGACUACCCAACGUAUCUGUCGGUGGACAUCGACUGUCUGGACCCGGGCUUUGCUCCCGGCACAGGCACCAUAGAGUCAGGUGGCCUGCUACCAAGAGAGCUGAUAUACCUGCUCAGAAACGUCAACGUGAACCUUGUGGGGGCAGACAUCGUGGAGGUGUCUCCGCAGUUCGACCACGCAGAAAUCACUGCCACCAACGCAGCCGAGGUCGCGUACCAGCUCAUCACGUCGAUGGUCAAACAGCGCAAAGAUUGA
This is a messenger RNA of Ogataea philodendri, 1119 nucleotides long. RefSeq lists its product as uncharacterized. The coding region runs from base 1 to 1119 and encodes 372 amino acids. The record is from RefSeq and is a predicted model, not a curated record. The transcript has a single exon. Gene Ontology annotation, molecular function: agmatinase activity; metal ion binding. NCBI's taxonomy places the organism in Eukaryota, Fungi, Ascomycota, Pichiomycetes, Pichiales, Pichiaceae.